AACCCCUUUUCAUUCAAAGCCAAUCCUAUCUCUGUGUCGUCAACAUCUACAAAAGUACAAAAUCCCACAAAAUAAUAAUUUUCUCGAUAUGGAUAUAACACGAAAGCUGAUUUUUCCCACCUGGCGACCUCUAAUGCGGGCAACCCGAUUGUAUUGUGACAGUGCAGUGCAUUCUCUGGUCAAUUUUCCUGUGGUGACGAUGGAGAAAGGCAAAUCAAAAUAUGUAAUGUCCCAUGUCUAUAUCCAUGGUAUGAUGGGAAGUGCCAAGCAGGUGAUCCGCAGCAGUCCCAGAGCCAAGUCCCAUUUGCAUGUCUAUGAUAAGCUACAGAAGGAGGCAAAUGGCUUGGGUUUAUGCACCCAGGGCCUGGGCGGCGGCUAUCUCGUCUAUGAUCCGCAAAAUAAAUAUAUUAAACUCUAUGGCCGAUCGGGUGUGUUGGGUAAGGCCGAUCAUGAGAAGGCCAAAGAGAUUUUGCGCAAGACUUACCCAGGCUGUAAAAUCGAUGCAGAGCCCGGGGAUAUUGAGCCCUAAAAUCAUUACUCUUUGAUUCGAAUUUCCAAAUUUACUGUUGCAACUUCAGAUUUAUAUAAUGAAAAAUAAGAAACACAAUUUGAUGGCGGGACUGAUUAAA
Molecule: messenger RNA, 629 nt
Organism: Drosophila guanche
Lineage: Eukaryota; Metazoa; Arthropoda; Insecta; Diptera; Drosophilidae
Product: sex-regulated protein janus-B
Exons: 3
Coding region: 89-529 (146 amino acids)
Biological process (GO): peptidyl-histidine dephosphorylation
Cellular component (GO): cytosol
Molecular function (GO): protein histidine phosphatase activity
Source: RefSeq, a predicted model, not a curated record